Molecule: messenger RNA, 645 nt
Organism: Peniophora sp. CBMAI 1063
Lineage: Eukaryota; Fungi; Basidiomycota; Agaricomycetes; Russulales; Peniophoraceae
Source: the annotation of a GenBank genome assembly
AUGAUCAUCCCAACGGCACCUCAGGUCCAUCCCAUGUGCUCAGUCAAGGCGAUGAAGGUCUUCUCACACACCAGCGCCACCAUUCCCGUCUCUCCGACGCUUGACCGUAACGCGCGCCGCGUUCUGCACAUCGCCAACCCCAUCCAAUCCGGUCUCAACGGCUCUCGGUCGGCGACCCUCCUCAGCACUCGCCCAUGGCAGCGAUUGAUCCCCUGCACAUCGUCAGCGGCAAGUUCUCAAGGUCGCCCGCCGCGCCUCGCACGUCGCCCCGCUCUUCACCAACACAUGGCCGCUUCCUGCACACCGCCAACGCCACCCGACCCGGUCUCACGGUGCUACCCGUCGGUUGGCAUCCCUCUUCAGCACAUGCUCGCGGCGGUGAUGGCCCCCUGCACUGCGUCAGCGGCAAGUUCCCGAGCUUCGGUUAAGGCCGCGCCGCGCGUCUCGCGCAUCGCACCACUCUGGACCAACACCCGGCGGCGCUGCCCUUUCUUGCGUCGGACCAAGGUCGCGGACGUCUGCUUGCACAUCGGCGCCGUCCUCGAAGUUCUUUACCCGCUCGUUAAGGUCCCGAAGCGUGUCUUGCACGCCGUCACAGUUCGUAUCGACAUCCAGCGCUGCUCCAAAAUUGUCCUCAGCACCUGA